CACCGCAACACAACACAACACCGCAACACACAACCCAGCCCGGGCCCCGGAGCCCAGCAGGUGUUCGCCGAGGAUGCCGGGGGUCCCGGGGGUCCUGCUGCUGGUGGUGGUGGUGGUGGUGGUGGUGGUGGGCUCGGCCUGUGCGGCCCCAGCCGGGGGCAACGAGCCGGGCCCGGCCCCGUGGCCCCCGCGGGAGGAGGCCACCCUCAACGAGAUGUUCCGGGAGGUGGAGGAGCUCAUGGAGGACACCCAGUACAAGCUGAGGAGCGCCGUCCGAGAGAUGGAGGCCGAGGAGGGGGCGGCUACUGCUUGGAAGACUCCCCUGGGCGCAAGCGGACCCGGCCUCCCCGCCAACUUCCACAACCCCCAGCUGGGGAACCUCACCCUGCGCACCCACCUGGAGACGGACAAGGUGACGGACAACCAGACUGGGCAGGCUGUCUUGGCCGACACCGUGGUCACCUCGCUGGACGACGGCGGCGACAGAAGGAAGCACGAGUGCGUCAUCGACGAGGACUGCGGGAUGGGCCACUACUGCCAGUUUUCCAGCUUCCAGUACACGUGCCAGCCUUGCAAAACCCAGCAGGCGCACUGCGCCCGGGACAGCGAGUGUUGUGGCGACCAGCUGUGCGCCUGGGGCCUCUGUGCCAAGGACGCGUCGCCCGGCGGGGACGGGACCAUCUGUGAAAGCCAGCGGGACUGUCAGCUGGGAAGCUGCUGUGCCUUCCAGACGGAGCUGCUGUUCCCCGUCUGCUUGCCGCUGCCCGUGGAGGGCGAGCCCUGUCACGAUCCGGCCGGCGGCCUCCUGGACCUCAUCACCUGGGACCUGGAGCCCGACGGAGUCCUGGACCGCUGCCCCUGCGCCAGUGGCUUCACCUGCCGACCCCACGGCCACCAGCCAGUGUCCGUGUGCGAGCUGACCUUCAACGACACCCACCCCGGGGGUGCCCUCUGGGACCUGCCGCUGCGGGACGCCCCGGCGGGCCGGGAGGAGGACGGGGCCGACGCCGUCUGGGAAGCGCGGAAGGAGCUCCUAGCCCUGGAGAGGAGUCUGGCCGAGGGGGCUGCGCUGCUGGACCCCCCCGGGGCCUCCGACCCGCUCUUGGGAGACCCCGUUUAGAGGAGGGAGGAGGCCCCGCGGCCCGCCGCCGUACGGGGCAUCGUGCACACUGUCCGCCCGCGUAGGCCUCAAACGCUCCGCCCGAUAGAUGUGCAAUAAAACGAGGUAACCCGCCUUCCCCGCGCACAGGCCUCCACCCCCA
Tachyglossus aculeatus (Australian echidna) is the source of this 1262-nucleotide messenger RNA. It is a transcript of the gene DKK3, whose product is annotated as dickkopf WNT signaling pathway inhibitor 3. NCBI's taxonomy places the organism in Eukaryota, Metazoa, Chordata, Mammalia, Monotremata, Tachyglossidae. Gene Ontology annotation, molecular function: receptor antagonist activity; co-receptor binding. Gene Ontology annotation, cellular component: extracellular region. The coding region runs from base 74 to 1120 and encodes 348 amino acids. The transcript has 8 exons. The record is from RefSeq and is a predicted model, not a curated record. Gene Ontology annotation, biological process: negative regulation of canonical Wnt signaling pathway; multicellular organism development.